UAGCGGGGAAGCUAGGUAUUGUUGGAACAGAGUAUAAAGAACCGGACAAUCUGCCUCCUUGACCAACAACGAGCAAACCGACCAAAUGAUUGAAUAAACAAACGAGACAAAUAUAUACAUACUUACUCAGCUUCCAACUGCUGCUCAUGGUUAGUGCAGCGAAUGGAGCAGAUCAUCUCGACCCCGCGGCUGAAGCUGAAGCUCAUCACCCAGGCAGGGAGCGGCAGCACCGAGCUGGCAUGGCUGCACACCAUCUACAGCGAUGAAAAGGCCACUUUCUGGAGUCCCUCGCCGACACAGAAAAGGCGGCGAGCAGACUGCUGGCCUCGACAGAGGACGGCGUAUUCAGCGCCUCCUUUGCCGUGCACAAGCUUCCUGGCGGCGACAGCGAUACACAACGCCAGAUUUAGCGGUACCACCGCCAAGAAAGACGAGGCCGGCCCGCCCGAGGAUGGUGGUGCCGGCGGCGCGCUCACCGUCGAAGUGGCAUACAUGUUCCUCCCAGGAGCGUGGGGCCGCGGCUUCGCCACCGAGGCCGUGAGCGCCUUGCUCCUCGCCGCUUCCGCCUCCUCGCUGCUGCUGCGUCGUCCCUUGUAUGUCCGCGCCAUCGUCAACGGCGACAACGCCGCCAGCAUGCGCGUCAUGGACAAGGUCGCCGUCGCUGGCAGACGCAUGAGCCAGCGCGGCAUCUAUCACUGGGCCGGCGAGCCCAUCUUCCAUGGCGGUCGGUGGCGCGCUGAGGCUGACUUGUGGGUGUAUGGUAUGUACUUGGUUUGGUGAUUGGUCUCGAGAUAGUAUAUAUAUACUAAAUUAUUCACGUUAUCUUGCUCUUCCUGAGCGGCGGUCUUACGAAAUACCUUAUCGCCUUUCUCUCGCGCCUGUUGUUGCUUUCGAAUUCGAUUACGGUCAACUCUCUUUAACGUUCAGAUGUGUCCGCCAAAGCCUAUGCGGUCAUUUUUGGUCUUUAUUCUCAUUCAAAGCGUGACCGUGUUGGCUCAUAGACAAGUUUGAGGAACGUCAAGUCCUUGAUUUCCGAGAUCCUUGGGACGGUGGGCAAGUAGCUGUCAACAUAAGGGGUGUUCUUGCACA
Molecule: messenger RNA, 1089 nt
Organism: Lasiosphaeria miniovina
Lineage: Eukaryota; Fungi; Ascomycota; Sordariomycetes; Sordariales; Lasiosphaeriaceae
Exons: 3
Coding region: 163-780 (205 amino acids)
Molecular function (GO): acyltransferase activity, transferring groups other than amino-acyl groups
Source: RefSeq, a predicted model, not a curated record